CCUCGCAACAACAACAUCACCACUUUUAACGCGAUCGCGCAUCGCCCGAGACGAUGAGCGCGUCCACAUGUCCCCUAACGCGCCCGACACAUCGACGACCCCGGCAGAGAUAGCAUUCGCCGAUGAUGCCGAGCCUUUCAUCCCCAAGCCCUUGAUCGACGAUCUCUUGCGCACGCGCUACUGCAUCCCGGGGUCCGUCUUCCUCGUCGAGGACAUUGAGUCGCUCCCCGUUCCGCGCUCGAGACGAUGGCGCGCCGUGAGGCUGAUGCUCGGCGACGGUGAGCUCUGCAUACAGGCCUUGCUCCGCGGGGAGAUGCACCGUUUCCUCGAUUCGGGCGCCGUUAGGGUUGGCUGCUACGUGCGCUUGGGCGACUUUGGCCUUCGUUUCCACAAUGGCACGGAUGACGCCCAUCGCUCUGGUGGGACACGGCAACUGGUCUACUUGGUUGUUCAUGACCUGGUCACUGUUGGGUGGCAUAGGUCUCUUACGGUCCCCGGCCCGAUGCCCCAGCAGCCUCAUCAACAAAAGGCAGAGGACGCUUCCGUCUCGGACAGUGAUCUCGACUUAGACGGUGUGGAAGCUCUUGCUGAUCUGCCUCGUCAAACACAAGAUCCGAGUCCGUGUGCCCUACCAAGCACGAAGCCGAACCGGCAAACUCGGGAGGAACCUGCGAAGGAACAUUUGGAUGAGGAACACGACGCAGGAGAGGAUUUUGAGGUUAUGCAAGUGUCGGCAGCCAAGGCGACACAGCGAAGAGCCCAGGCAAGGAACAGGACGGCAGCCGUCGCUCUGCCACGUGACUGGACGGACCCAACCAUCCCCUUGAAGCUGACGCCCCUGCGAUCCAUCCCGAACUUGCCUUACAAACAGAACUGGUCCGUCAACGUCCUCGCCAUCGUGACGUCGCUUUCCGAUGUCGAGCCUUCCCACAUGCCCCCGCACACCCAGAGGACGGCGAGACUGGCUGAUCCAAGCACUACCAAACACGUCAUCCUCACUGUCUUCCUCGACGCGGAAGAGUUCAAUCCCAAGAUUGGCAAUGCUGUGCUUCUUGUUGGCGUCAAGAAUCACCGCUUCGACGGCGGCUGCCUGAAGAAGUACGUCAGCGACAAGCCCAAGCCGGGCGCCCGCUGGUGGUUUGAGGAGCCACGGCAAUUUGACUGGUGCGACGUCGACGGCCUGGUUCAGUGGUGGAAGCAGUCGCAACAACAGCGGGCGGUCGUCGAAAAUGCAUGACUCGGGAAUGUCACAUUUGCCACAGAGUAAAGACCCCGAAUCGUGUCAGUACAUGUAUGUAAAUGAAGCGGGCCAAAAAAGUCUUGGUAGUGGUUUCAGUUAUUAACU
Colletotrichum navitas is the source of this 1345-nucleotide messenger RNA. RefSeq lists its product as uncharacterized. The record is from RefSeq and is a predicted model, not a curated record. The coding region runs from base 68 to 1237 and encodes 389 amino acids. The transcript has a single exon. Lineage: Eukaryota; Fungi; Ascomycota; Sordariomycetes; Glomerellales; Glomerellaceae.